AUGCGUGGAUUCGCAGCCUGGGCUGUCGCGGCGCUGACCGCGGCCUGUGUGUGUAGCGCGACCGAGGAGACGUCAUCGAAUGUGGUGACGCUCACCAAGGAGAACUACAGCCGGUUUGUUGCCGACGAGCCGCUCUCGCUGGUGGAGUUCUAUGCGCCGUGGUGUGGCCACUGCCAGGCACUCGCGCCCCAGUACGAGGAGGCCGCCACGGAGCUGCUCAAGAGCGACAUCAAGCUCGCCAAGGUCGACUGCACGGUGGAGGAGGCCCUGUGCAGCGACAAUGAGGUGACGGGCUUCCCUACGCUCAAGGUGUUCCGCCACGGCCAGGCGUCACCGUAUGGCGGCCCCCGCAAGUCGGAUGGUAUUGUGAGCUACAUGGCCAAGCAGAAGCUGCCUGCCGUGUCGCCCGUGACAACUGAGAACCUGGAGGAGUUCAAGUCGAAGGACAAGUUUGUGCUGGUCGCGUUCUGCGACGAGCAGGAUGAGACGUCGAACAAGGAGCUGAAGGCGUUCGCAGAGGCGAACCGCGACGCGCUCGUGGUGGGUGUGUCGCACAGCGAGGCGCUCGCGGUCGAGGUUGGCGUGAAGAUGCCGGCGGCUGUGGCGUUCCGCGCGUUUGACGAGCCGAAGGUCGUGCUGCAGGCGUCGGGUGCGCUCUCGCACACCGAGCUGCAGCAGUUCUACGACCUCGAGUCGUUGCCUCUGCUCGAUGAGGUGAGCGCGGAGAACUUUAUGAAGUACGCGAUGAGCGGCCUGCCGCUGGCGUACUACUUUGUCGACCCCGAGUCGCCGACGCGCGAGGCGGAGAUCCAGAAGCUGACGGACGUCGCGAAGGCGUUCCGUGGCAAGGUGAACAUGGUGUCGAUUGAUGCGAUCAAGUUCCGCUCGCACGCCAAGGCGCUGAACCUGCCGGGCGAGACGUGGCCCGCGUUUGCCGUGCAGAACAUGGAGUCGGGCGCCAAGUACCCGCUGAGCGACCUGGGCCAGGACCUUGCGGCGAGCGUGCGCGACUUCCUGACUCAGUUUGUCGAUGGCAAGCUGCAGCCUAGCCUCAAGAGCGGCGCGAUCCCCGAGCAGACGUCGCCGGUCGUGUCGGUCGUCACGGACGAGUUUGACAAGUGGGUGUUUGACGACGCCAAGGACGUGCUGCUGGAGCUGUACGCGCCGUGGUGCGGUCACUGCAAGCGCCUGGCGCCUACGUACGAGAAGCUCGCGGAGCUGUACCGCAACGACGCGGACGCGGCGAAGCUUGUGACGAUCGCCAAGAUGGACGGCACGGAGAACGACAUCCCGCCGAACGCCGACAUCACGCUGAUGGGCUUCCCGACGAUCCUGCUCAAGCCGGCGGGUGCGGGCGCACGCGAGUUUGUCAAGUACGAGGGCGACCGCACGAUCGAGUCGCUGAUCGACUUUGUUGCCACGAAGGGCACGCACAAGGCGAGCGUCACGGUGGCAGCGCCGGCAGAGACGUCGGCGUCGGUGUCAGAGUCCGCGACGUCGACGCCAGCGGCGACGGCGACGGCGAGUGCGGACGCCACGAAGCACGACGAGCUGUAA
Malassezia sympodialis ATCC 42132 is the source of this 1557-nucleotide messenger RNA. RefSeq lists its product as uncharacterized. NCBI's taxonomy places the organism in Eukaryota, Fungi, Basidiomycota, Malasseziomycetes, Malasseziales, Malasseziaceae. Gene Ontology annotation, cellular component: endoplasmic reticulum. Gene Ontology annotation, biological process: protein folding; response to endoplasmic reticulum stress. The record is from RefSeq and is a predicted model, not a curated record. Gene Ontology annotation, molecular function: protein disulfide isomerase activity.